This is a messenger RNA of Ostrinia nubilalis (European corn borer), 2224 nucleotides long. RefSeq names its product mucin-2-like. Lineage: Eukaryota; Metazoa; Arthropoda; Insecta; Lepidoptera; Crambidae. The transcript is spliced from 8 exons. The record is from RefSeq and is a predicted model, not a curated record. Bases 1 to 2100 code for a protein of 699 amino acids.
AUGUUCACGCCAGCCAACGCGGAGGGACUGUACGAGAUCGGGCCGCGCUCCUACCGCGCGCUCAAGGCCGAGCUGGAGCACCUCAUGUUCACGCCAGCCAACUCGGAGGGACUGUACGAGAUCGGGCCGCGCUCCUACCGCGCGCUCAAGGCCGAGCUGGAGCACCUCAUGUUCACGGUAACAUCACCAUCAUCAUCAUCAUCAUCAUCAUCAUCAUCAUCAUCAUCACCCGCUCUCGCCAGCCAACGCGGAAGGACUGUACGAGAUCGGGCCGCGCUCCUACCGCGCGCUCAAGGCCGAGCUGGAGCACCUCAUGUUCACGCCAACGCGGAGGGACUGUACGAGAUCGGGCCGCGCUCCUACCGCGCGCUCAAGGCCGAGCUGGCGCACCUCAUGUUCACGAUGAAUCAAGUGUUGCCAGAGAGUGCGGACACAGCCGACGAAGCCGAAAAAGAAGUAGUGGAGCGGUGGAAGAACGACGCCGGUGAUGAGCUCAAAAAAGUAAUCGGUUUGAACGUGACAAAGAGACUGGUAAACGUCUUCAAUCCUCUCAAUGUCAAGGUGCAUUUCACGACGAAGCCGGACAGAAAGUACUUAAGCAGUUUCCUGAAGCGAUAUAACUUCGUGGCGUUCAAACGGUUGGCGGGGGUCGUUAACACGUUCGCCGCGCAGGUCAAGGGCAUUGCUGAUUUUGACGCGCUAUGCACUGCCAAGAGUAUUCAUUGCGGCGCUGCCAAAAUCACGAUCACUCCGUUCUACAGAUUCUCGCAAUGUCCCAAAAAAAUCAAAACCAUAUACAAUCCAGAGAACAAGAGGGCUACGACUUUGAGAAGCAAAGAUUCGUCGGAUAAUACCAAAGAUGAUGCAACAAAUUCGCCUAAAGAUAAUGUCACAAAAGAAAAACUUACAGCGCAACCAGCUGUCAACAAAUCGGCUGCAACAAUACCUCCGAAAGUUGAAGUUAAAACUGAAGCCAAAACAACCGCAGCAACUAGCGCUCAACCGACGAAACCCAAAGUUGAAAAUCUUAAACCGAAAGUGCAGACAUCUGCUCCAAAUGUAGACACUAAGCCUAAAGUUGAACCUGCCAAGCCUAAAUUAGAAACGCCUGCAUCUAAACCCGCAACUCCUCAAACCAAAGUUACAACUACACCUAAAACGGAAACUAAAGUUGCAACUCCACAAACUAAAGUAACAACUGCAGUUAAAACAGAAACUAAGGCUGAAACACCUAAAACUGAAACUCCAAAGCCUAAUCCCGUUACCAAAGCACAAACUACUCCAGUAACUGAAGCCACUAAACUAGCAGCAGCGCCUAAAGUUGCAACAACACCUAAACCGACGGCUAAAGUUGCAACACCGGCGACUAAAGUUACAAUACCGGCGGCUAAAGUUACAACACCGGCGGCUAAAGUUACAACACCGGCGGCCAAAGUUACAACACCGGCGGCUAAAGAUGCACCGGCGGCUAAAGUUACAACACCGGCGACUAAAGUUACAACACCGGCGGCUAAAGUUGCAACACCGGCGGCUAAAGUUACAACACCGGCGGCUAAAGUUGCAACACCGGCGGCUAAAGUUGCCACACCGGCGGCUAAAGUUGCAACACCGGCGGCUAAAGUUGCUGCACCGGUAGCUAAAGUUGAAGCGCCUAAAGCAAAAAUUGAAACUCCGACGCCUAAAGUUGAAACGCCAUCACCUAAAGUUGCACCAGAUAAGCCCACAGUUGCACAAGCCAAAACUCCAGUUGCAAAUAAAGCUCAGACUAGUAAUAAGGAUGAAGUUCCCAAGACUAAUGCUACAGUUGCUGCCAAAACUCAGAACACAGUGAAAGCUACAGCACAAACUAAGAAUACAACUAACGUUAAAACCUUAUCUAAACCCGUUGCGAAAGCAGCAACUCCAUCGAAUACUAAAGUAACCAAAAAAGUGGUCACACCUAAAAGACCACCCGCUAAAAGAAUGACUUUCCCUAACAAAAAGGCUACCAAAAAAGCAAUUGAAAAAGAUGACUUUGAAGAAUUAGAUGACCACGACAUUCUAGCUCUUAUAUCUGAAGGCAUUGUCCUGGACGAAUGCAGCGGAUCUGACGUAGAUUAGAAAUAAGUUACAGAUACACUGCUGUAUCGAAAUAUUUAGUUAUUAUUUAAAGUCCUAAAUGUAAGGUAUCACAAAUGUAAUUUGUAAUGAUUAUUCUAAGUUAAAUAAUAAAUGAUUGACUCAG